Molecule: messenger RNA, 267 nt
Organism: Linum tenue
Lineage: Eukaryota; Viridiplantae; Streptophyta; Magnoliopsida; Malpighiales; Linaceae
Source: the annotation of a GenBank genome assembly
AUGCCGUUUGGAGAGAUUACGAUCCUCAUUCACGACGUGGUGCACAUCCUUGACAUUUCAGUUGAGGGAAAGCCGAUAGUAGUGGAUCUGAGGCAGUUGGAGAAGAUGUCACUAGAGCAUACGAGCACUAUUGGGCGUGGAUCAUGCGGAUUUGGGCCAGGGGGCCCAGGUGGGAGAGGUUGCCAGAGAUUCUCUGUGGUAGAGAGGGCAUGGUUUGUUAGGUGUGGCAGCUUUGGCUCACUUGUAGGAGGUUGGUCCGCCAGCUAG